UCCAGGGGCUCUGGGGACCUCAGUCGCCUGCCCCACCCCGGCGAUGGGCUCCGAGGCCACGCAGCUAGUGGAGGCUGCCGACUUCGCAGCUCGCAAGCACCGACUGCAGCGGCGGAAGGACCCCGAAGGGACACCCUACAUCAACCACCCUAUCGGUGUGGCUCGGAUCCUGACCCAUGAGGCGGGAGUCACUGACAUUGUGGUGUUACAGGCAGCGCUGCUCCAUGACACAGUGGAGGACACAGACACCACCCUGGAUGAGGUGGAGCUGCAUUUCGGGGCACAAGUGCGGCGCCUGGUGGAGGAGGUAACAGAUGACAAGACUCUGCCCAAGCUGGAGAGGAAGCGGCUGCAGGUGGAGCAGGCUCCCCACAGCAGUCCCGGGGCUAAACUGGUGAAGCUGGCAGACAAGCUGUACAAUCUGAGGGACCUGAAUCGCUGCACCCCAGAGGGAUGGUCUGAACAUCGAGUCCAGGAAUACUUCGAGUGGGCAGCGCAAGUGGUGAAGGGGCUUCAGGGAACAAACCGACAGCUGGAAGAGGCUCUAAAGCAGUUGUUUAAGGAGCGGGGGCUGACACUCUGAGCAGUGCUUGCAGCCACCAGGUGGCCCAGACUUCAGCCUCCUCCGGCCAGAAAGGCAUCAUAUUCCAACCUUUUAGUGCCUCUGGAUCUCACUCCCUGAUUUAUUCAGCCCAGAUAUCUCUCAAUGUUUCCUGCCAACUAAGCUGAGCCCUGGAUUGAGGAAAUCAGAUGCAGCUCAUCCAUUUCUAACGCAUUUACUGCCCCUUCUCCUUGGGUCUCUUUGCUAUUUUGCAUGGGCCAAAACCCUGCCCCCCUCCCCCCCCCCCCCACCCCGGGACUUGGGCUUAUAUAAACACGCAUAAGUCAUUAUGGAAAAUAAAACAUUUUGGGUAAAGUUUUAAGUUCUUGCUGCUCCUUCCCCAACCUCCUGAAUGGGGAACUGGGAUGCGGGAUUCAGCAUGGCAGGGUUCCAAUUGUGUGUCCCCGGGGAAAGGUUCCUCAGGUUGAGCGCCUCAACCCCUCUGAGCCUGGUUUCCUUAACAGUGAGACAGGCUGUGUAAUUAUUAGGGUUAGAUUAUGUGACGUCUCAGAUGGAGCCUGACACAUAGGCGCUCAAAAAAUGGUAGUCGUCGUCCUCCUUAAGAAAACGGGACGGGAUGACUGACGUUUUGGAAAGGAAUGCCACCUGCUUACUGGCUGCUCUUGCUGAGCCCUGGAGAGACCCCAGAAGCAAUAUGACAGGACCGGUGGGGGACUGCGGGUCCCAGACCGCAGCCCAUCCCAGGUCUCAGCGCUAGCCUUCUGCCAGUGCCUUGGGUUGCUAAGUGACAUGGACUUCCGGGCACCUCCGGAAGUGGUCGGGGCGGCCCAGCCCGGGAGCCCUGGGGUGGGCGGAGUUUAGGAUAGGGGGCGGGCCGCUCCGUGGCGCCGCGUGCAGAGGUCUUCCGGUGAAGGGUUUUUGGUCACUGCUGAGCAGCUGGGGCUUAUUGGCCCCUCGGAAAGGGUACGCCUGGGAGGAAACAACUCCUCCUCGCCCAGUCACGUUUGAUCCUGAGAUUGCAGUGAUGACUCAGGCCCAUCUUCAGGCUCCACUUCUGAUCCUAGUUCUUUUGCUGUUGUUUCCACCGCGUCUGCAGUGACUUCCUCCAUGGAAGUCUUGACCCUCUCGAAGUCAUCCAAGAGUUUGGUAUCAGUAUUUCCCAGUUGGAAUCCUGUUAAUGUUGAUAUUUUGCUUUCUUCCCGUGAACCUUGCAUGUUCUUAAUGGCAUCUAGAGUGGUGUGAAUCUUUUCCAGAAGGAUUAUUGCCUGUGCUUUUGGUGUCCUAAGAAAUCACUGCCAGAUUCCUCAUUAAGAUUUCCUCCUAUUUUCUUCUAAGAGUUUUAUAGUUUUAGCUGUUACAUUUGGGCCUUUGAUCCAUUUUAAUUUUUGUAUAUGGUGUAAGAUAAGCUUCCAACUUCAUUCUUUGGUAUGUGGCUAUCCAAUUUUUCCAACACCAUUUGUUGAAAAGACUGUCCUUACAGUACUUGGAGUAUUUUAUCUUAAGUAUAUAUCACUCUGUAAACCUUUUUUUUUUUUUUUAAGCAAUCUCUGUACCCAGCGCUGGGCUCGAACUCACAAUCCCGAGACCCAGAGUCGCAUGCUCUGCCAACUAAGCCAGCCAGGCACCCCUGUAACUUUCUUUUCCUUUAGCAGUGCUCAUGAGAUGUAUCAUGUUGAUGCUCAUGAGUGUUUAGCUCAUUCCUUUGAACUACUUUAUAGUAUUUCGCCAUAUGAAUGGACAGUAUUCUAUUUAUGCAUUCCCCUUUCUGAUAGACAAUUAAGUUUUGUUUUCAGCUUUUUACUACACCAUGUAAUGCUCCAGUGAACAUCCUCAUCCUCAAAAAUUCCUUUGUGCGUGUGAGUCUUGAGGUGUGCUUAUAUUUCUUCUGAACAAGGACCCCUGGAAUAACACUUAACAUUAUUGCUACCUAGAAUUCUCAUUCUGGUUCUUUUUAAGCUAUAUUAUAAUUUAUAGCCAGUGCUUAUUAGGUAUACCCCACCUUGGUUGAUGCACCCUAGAUUUUUUUCUCCCCAAGUACACCUUUUUUCUUCCACUGAAGUUUUGCACACUGCAAACUCUCAGCCUUUGGAUGUUUGAAAUGUCAUUUCCCCCUCACUCUGAAUGACCGUGUAGCUAAUACCAAAUCCAGAGUUAGUGGUUAUGUUCUCUAAGUGUGAAUGUACUAUUUCCUGGUCUUCAGGUACCCUGUUCACUGUUGCUAACUGUCUGCUGUCAUCUGAUAGUCUUUCCUUAUGGAGUUUCUUUCCUAAAAAUCUGGUUGAUUUUUAGGGAUUUAUUUGCAAUAUACGUAGGUGAGGAUUUUUUUUUUUUUAAUGUACCUUUCUUGGAACUUGGGGGAGUACUUUCACCACAAGGAUGCACACCUGUCUUUCUUCGUUUCUGAAGAGUGCCUCCACUUUCCUUUUGAAGGCUUCCUCUUCCCUAUUCACUAGUCUCUCCUAAAAGAGCUACUAAACAUUAUGGUAAAUGCUUCUAAACCUAUCUGCCAUAUUUCUUUUUUUUUUUUAAUUUGUUUUUGAGAGAGAGAGAGAAUGGGGGAGGCACAGAGAGAGGGAGACAGAGGAUCUGAAGCAGGCUCCAGGCUCUGAGCUGGCAGCACAGAGCCUGAUGCGGGGCUCAAACUCACGAACCGUGAGAUCAUGACCUGAGCUGAAGUCAGACGCUUACCAACUGAGCCACCCAGGCGCCCCUAUCUGCCAUCUUUCUUAACCUCUCUUUUAGGUUUUCCUUUUAUCUCUGUGGUGUGGUCAAGUAGAUUCCUUAGUUCUGUCUUCCAAAUCCACAAAAGUCUCCAUACCAUUUGCACAGAAUCCAGUGUUUAUCCCAUACGUAGACUGUAUUUCCAUAAAGCAUUGUUUGGGGUCGCUUCUAUCUUGUCAUGUUUCGCUGGCAGCCUCUGCUUUGCUUUCCUCUGCUCUUUGCUCAGCCUGGUUCUGGCCUUCCUGGGUUAGUCUUGGUGCCCUGUCUGUGCCAGUGCUGCUGCCCUUUGCUGGGCUUUGUCUCGAGCUGCGAGCUUCCCGUCUGCUCAGGCCUGUAGCUGUUCUCUCCAUUCUUGGUCAAAGGAGAGUUCCUCUCAUUUUACUCUAUGCUUUGGCAUUGUAAAUAUCUCACUUGCCAUUCGUAGGCAUUAGGAGUUGAGGAGGCAGAUGUAGGUGCACUCACUCCUCCGGUUUGAGUGCAAGUCCCCAGGCAGGCUGACAGGGACUGUCACUGUCACUGUCUCCUCCUCCACUGAGAGAGCUUCUCGAGGCUUCCAUACUCGGUGCUGUGUUUUCAAUCUUCAACUCUGUCACAUUUCAAACGCUGGGAAGCCUUCAUCUCCAACCCCUAGGGUUUCCUGUGCCCAGAGUGGACUUUCAGAUCAGGUUUACUCUCGGUUAGGAAGGUGCAAGGUCAGGCCCCAUAAUGGACAGAGACUCUUCGCAGACGCACUUGGGCCGGGUAACUGUUAAGAUCUGAAUUAUUUCCCGCGGACUUUAUGUAAAAUUGGUUUGAAGGAUCUGGUCUCCUCCUCCAUUGCCUGUUCUCGCCCUUGAGGUAUUUGUUAUUUGUACGUAUUUUUGCCAGUGAAAAACAAACAUGUUUUUCAGGGUGCCUCUAUUUUGGAUGGUAAGCUUCCGUCCUGCUACCCAGACUGGGAUUUCCCCCCUCUGCGAGCACAUGAGUGCAGUUAGCUGACCUCGGUGACUGUGCGUGGGGUAGGCAGGUGAACUCGGAGGUUAGAGAGGUCGCUCUUUCUACAGGUUUCUCUCUCUGUGCCCACCUCCUAGGCAAGCUGAAUCAGAGCACCACCUGCGCCUGCCUCAACCUGCAUGGGAGGACUGGGUUCUUAGUUUCAGUCUCCCUUCCAUGGUUCCAACUGGGCAUACAGUCCUCUCUUCGUGGAAAUGGGCUAGAACUUUGUAUUUUAAGUUCUAAGUGCAUGGAGGGUUCCCGGGAGGAACAGAAUGCUAUUUCCGGUGGUUGAGUUGCUUCUGUGUCACAUCCGGAUUCUAAUGAUGAUUACAACCCUCAGAACUGAGGCCUCAGUGCCAGCACGUGGUGGUAAAGGGUGGCUGCGUGCCUUAAAAUCACAGGCCCAUUUCUAAAUUAUGUGUGCAAAAGAAUCACCUGGAAGCUUGUUAAAAAGGUAGAUCCUUUGACUGCCAUCCCAGAAAUUACUUCAGUAGAUUGUGCCCAGGAAUCGGCUUUUUCCUUCUACGUUCUUCGAUGUUCUACAGGAACGUUUGUUUCUUGUUCCUGUUACAGAUCUGUCUUAGCGAGUCUUAGUCUCUGCUCCACAGGCCCUCAGUCCUACGUCCAGGCUGAAGGAGCAGCCCUAGUGAGGAGAGGCCAAAAAGCCGGACUUGAAACAAGUAUUUCUGGUGAUCCCGGACCAUACCUUGAACGCUAGGUCGUUUUAAAAGGCCAGUGUGUAGCAUUAAACAUUGUUCCUGGCAGAUAAAUGAUUUCAUGGUACAUCUAAGAUAUCCAAAGAUAAACAGCCUUUAUUUUGCUCAUUUCUAGGAGGCACACAGUCUCCCUUAUCAUGUGAUUAUAAGCCAUCUUAUACGAGUAAUUGACACCUGCUAUAACUGUUUAGCAUCCUUUACUAGUAAGAUCAUAGCUCCCAUUUAUUGAGCUCCUCUAUGCAUCAGACACUCUGCCGAGCACCUCACAUCAAUAAUCUUAUUUCUUCCAUAGUGAUACAGAAAGGAUUCUGUGUGCCCUGGCCUGAAGCUGCCAACAGCCCUGGAUGAUCUGGAAGGACUCUUGAUAUUCACGUAGGGGCCCAGCAGGCCCAGGGGACCUUCUCUGAGGACCCCAAAGCAAGCUUUCACCCAAAAUGAUUAACUCACCGGUUUUUGAGGUGUUGCAAACAUCUUCUCCCAGGUUGUCAUUUGUAUUUUAACCUUGAUGUUUUCCGUCAUACAUAAAACUUUCAAUAUUUUUUGGUAAUAAAAUCUGUUUAAUCUUUUCCCUUA
Molecule: messenger RNA, 5547 nt
Organism: Acinonyx jubatus (cheetah)
Lineage: Eukaryota; Metazoa; Chordata; Mammalia; Carnivora; Felidae
Gene: HDDC3
Product: HD domain containing 3
Exons: 5
Coding region: 44-583 (179 amino acids)
Molecular function (GO): guanosine-3',5'-bis(diphosphate) 3'-diphosphatase activity
Source: RefSeq, a predicted model, not a curated record